This is a messenger RNA of Contarinia nasturtii (swede midge), 3517 nucleotides long. RefSeq names its product PP2C-like domain-containing protein CG9801. NCBI's taxonomy places the organism in Eukaryota, Metazoa, Arthropoda, Insecta, Diptera, Cecidomyiidae. The record is from RefSeq and is a predicted model, not a curated record. The coding region runs from base 528 to 2846 and encodes 772 amino acids. The transcript is spliced from 6 exons.
UAGCGCAUACGGAAGAAAGAAAGUAUCAAAACGAAACGUCGAAAAUAAAACAUACGGUUGAUAUAUUUUUUUUCUGUUGUUGUUCUACUAAAGUGUCUGCUCGAAAUAAAAACAGCAGCUAUGGCAUUAGUAUUGCGUUAGAGUUCAGUCGAUGUGCACGCUUAUUUCAUUCGAAACAGAAAAUAAAUUACCCUCAAUUCCAAAACAAAUCGAUAGAACGCCGUAGCGAACUUUGUGUUUUUCAUUUUCAAGUGUUUGCGGGAUUUUACAUAUUUUGUUAAAGCAUUUCAGAAUUAAACGAAGGAAAUUAGAAUAAAAUAUUUCAAAUUAGUAAAAAGUGCUUUGCGUGUAUAUACGUCACCCAACAAAUGAUGUCAAUCACAUUUAAUGGAUACAACACGAAGUAAAUGAUGGUUAAUAAAUAAUGUGUAAUUGAGGAAAAGAGAGCCACCUAUUUUCUGAUAGUGUUGCUUGAAAAUUGAUAUUCACAAGGGGAAACGCACAUCGGAGAGGAGAAACUAUUCAAAAUGCCAUCGUUACGGCAGCGGGUUUCAACAUACUUUCGUCAACUGAGUUUCAUUGCUGAGCCGCAUCGAGGUGUCGAUUCACGAUUUGCAAGCACGUUAAGUCCGCGAAAUACACCAGACGAUCGUUGUUUCAUUGCAAAAUAUUUGGAGAGUCAAACGGAUGACCGCAUUUCUAAUGGCCACCACACUGAAAUAUUGCAUGGUAAAGAGCCAACCGAUUUACCGGAUUUGAAUCUUCGACCAUACGACAUUGGACCACACACUGUGACCGCAUGUUGUACCGGACCGGAUAAAGGAUUAACUGCAGUAAAACGGUCACGUGCUCAUCUUUCUCAUCUCGGCGACGAUAUCGAUUUUAUCGAUACAUCAACUGAGGAUCCGAACGAGCGUAAAAGUGUACCAAAACCAGAAACCAAUUUUCGCCUUCGUUACCAACAACAGUUGAAACAAAAAUCCACCACAAUCAAUCAACCCGAUCAAAAUGCAAACAAAGAGACAACAUCACCAUAUGAAAAUGGCGUACGCGCAAGAAAAUUGUCCAAAGGCGAAACGGCAACAGACGAAACGACGAAAAUUCAUCAAAUGACAACUGAAUCGAAAUCGGGAAAUAAAGUUAAUAUUAUUGUUCGUAUGAUUAGUACACAAACCGCACCAGAUAAUUUCAAUAAAAAUAUUGAAAUCCCCAAAGAAAACAUUUCACCAAAUGACAAUACAACGUAUGCGGGUAAUCAACAAAAUUCCAUUAAACCAAAUGAUUUGAUGACUAAAAGCACAAUACUGAAUUGUAAUACUAUAACGUCGCCGGACGAAUAUGCCGGAAUUUCGAAUUGGAAAAUGGAAAAUGAGAAUGCUUUCGGAUUGUCAGUGUCAUUAUACGAAAAGAAUAUGAUUACAAAAGAACCGAUUGGAAGUCCAAUUGCGGACUGCUUUGGGAUAGUUGCUCGUGGCAAUUCGAUUGCUAUGGCAUUGGCGGACGGCGUUAAUUGGGGUGAAGGUGCUUGUCUUGCUGCAAGAUCAGCCGUCCAAGGUUCAUUGGAAUAUUUAGACAAAGCUGUAUUCGGACAAGUGUCAGGUUACAUGGCGAAAUCAACGCGAGAAAUUUUCGUUAGUCUGUUGCGUAGUUUUGGCGCUGCUCAUGCUUGCAUUCUCGAAACGGGCGGAACUUUGACCACACUUACAGUGGCCGUGAUUCUUCCGCUUGCCGAUCCCAAAUAUACUGGAAAAUCGAUUGUUUGUUCGUGUAAUGUGGGCGAUAGUUUGGGCUAUGUCUACAGUAAAGAACGAGGUGUUCGAGAAUUCACACAAGGAUCUCACGAUGUAAACUCGAUGCGUGACAUGCGAGAUGCUUUGGGAUGCCUUGGGCCGGUUGAUGAAAGUCAGAAACCUGAAUUGGGUAAUCUGACACUUUCGAUGACCAUUGUUGAAGCAAAUGACAUUAUAUUUCUCGUAUCCGAUGGUAUAUCCGACAACUGUGAUCCGGUUGUUGGUAAAUUUGCCGAUGCCCUAACAAAUGAAAAUGACUUUCAGCGUCCUUUAAAUGGCGAUCAGACGUUACCACAGAAUGAAAAACAUAGACACAUCGGACUGGCACCAAAACGUCAAAACAAAAGCACUUCCGCGAUGCCUGGAACCGGGGCCGAUUCAUCGAAAAACUCCAAUCUAAAUUUCCAAUUACAAAAAUCCGAAACACAACCAAUCCGUCCACUGCGUAGAUCGAACAAAGAAUCGUCAAUUACAUCUCCAACAGCUUCGAAUCCCAAAUCAAAUCAAAUGCCUUCCUCCCAUACGCGACCGAAAUUUUUGCGAUCUCAAACGCUUAUUGAACCAUCGCGUAGCCGAAUAAACAAAAACCCAACCAUAAAAUAUCGAUUAUCACCAGCAGGUUUGCCCCUCAUAACCGGACCUCAACGACACGCACUCACAUUGUUACGCAUAGAAGAUUUAUUGGAAAAUGGUAUUAAUGGAAAACUACAGCCAUGCGUUUCAGCACGAAAAGUGUGCAAUAUUUUAAUCGAAUUUGCCCGAAUGAUCACAUCAGCCAAACGCAAAAUGCUUGAACAACGUGAACUUUUUUACAAAGUAGCUACCGUCGUCGCACCACCAGAUCCUGAAACAGGAACAUCAAGCGGCGUCAUAAAGAAGGAAAUUGAAAUGAAUCGCGUUCAACAGAGAGUCGCCCGAAAACGUGUUAUUGAUGGACAAACCUUUUCACUCUUACCUGGAAAACUCGACCACGCUACAGUGGUGGCUGCAAGGGUACCCUCCAUUACGGAAGCGAUUACUCGACGCGAUGGAGCCUUUGUAGAAACCAACUUUUAGAACAUUUGAUUACCAAACCAAUUUUCUACAAAACAUACAAAAAAAUCCACAUCCGAUAAUUACCUUUUUAUAUUGAGAUAUUAUUACGACUGUACUAAUCGGUAGACGCAUUGCUUGUCUUAUAGCACACACAAAAUACAACAAUUGUGUUACCAGCCUUUAAAAUGUUAUCCAUUCAGUCAGACUCUGAAUGUUUGUUAAAACGUCGUAAACAUUUUGAGAUGACUGAUUUGGAUAAUUUGCACUUCAAUUGAUGGUUAAAUCGUAUAUAUUUAAUACACAUGUGUUUGAAUGCUUAAAAUCCCCGUAAACAUUAAAUUUAAACAUGCGAAAUUCCUAUUUUAACUAAAGUGAAAAUUUAUUUAAAUUGAAAAAGGAUUUGAUCUGAUAUAUAAACAAAGCUAUUUUUGUCUAUUCAUAAAAUAUAACUGUGCAAAAUACGUAAAAGACGACUUCACUUGUUUUGUUUUAAAACUUUUUUAUUUGUUAUACUUUGAAUCUGAUUUUUCUUUUCAUUUCGACGACAUAAAUUUGCUGCGUAUCAGUUUUUCUGGAAAAAAGUAAUGAUUACGUGCAAACCAUGAUAAUUAAUUUAAUUUUUUAUGUUUAUCCUGUGUUAUGAUGGGAAUAAUUCUCAUAGAAAAUUAUUUUCUUUUAGAGAACAUUUUUGA